CGCCCGCGACCUCUUCUCCCCGUGGCCCAGUCUCUUCUGUCCUCUACUUACCGCGUUCCCUUCUUUCCUUCGUCGUGGCUAGGACAUACUCGCAGCCAUGGCAGCCAUGGCACCCCCAGCCGCCUCAACGGCUACCGCGGACCGCCGCAUCGUCCACCAGAUCCUACGUCACCUCUCCGAUAUGAAGUACAGGGAUCGCCGUCAGCGCGGGUCGGAUGAACCCGUCGAAUUCCUCGAGUUUCGCCCAACACUGGUGCCUUCGAUUCUCGUCAACAAGCUAUGGGCAGACGAGGGCACGUCCAUUCUCUGGAGACGUUAUCCACACCUUCCUGCUCUAUACGACAUGCCCGUGGAUCGGCGCCAAUGGUAUGCGGACAAGGUAGAGCGCCUGUUCGUACCCAGCCCCACCGACAAUGGGGUUGGCCUGGCCUACUUGCAGGGCCUGGACUGGCCGAGCCUGGAGACUCUCGAGUUGGACAUUGACUGGAGGAAACACAACAAACACAUAGGUUCCAUGCUGCAUGCAGGGCUCCAACAUUUGAAAUUGCUCGGGCCACAGAGCAGUGAUUUGGGCGACGUCACUCACACUGUCCUGUCUGCGCUGUUCAAGCAAUGUCCCAGCCUUCGCAGUGUACACAUCGGCCCGGAUGCAAUCGACCCUCGGGACCCGGUGCGCAGCCAGGAACUCAUGGACCUACUCGACUCUGCAUCAACUGUUACUGACAUUUGUAUCAUGAAUGCCGCUGUGCUGGACAAGGACAGAAUCUUCGAACGCCUAAGCCAGCGGUCAGGUCUCGAAGCCCUGCAAAUCGACCUCGAUCCCGGGCUGCAGCUAUUACCUUGUUUCACAGGUCCUAGCGCCCUCCCCUCCCCGUUUCUCACUCUCAGGCGUCUGCAAGUCAUGUGCUAUCCGGAAAUCGCCAUUGCUCUGCCAUCUCAUCUGCAGCUCAUCGAAGACUUGCACAUUGACGUCGCAAGGGUACCCACCCACGUACGCCAGGACAAUGACACAACCACUUUAAAUGAUAUCAUCGACGAAUUGGCACAGUGCAAACAGCUUCAAUCGUUGCACAUAAACAUUGGUCAGCUCGCACUUGACUUUCCCUCGGCUAUAUCAUGCCCGUCGCUCUCUGGUCUCACACUCACUCGGCUUGCUGCCGGCUGUUCAAAGUUGCAAAAUCUCAAUCUUCUUACCACAGCGCCAGGUGCUAUUGACGGUUCAGCCAUCUCAAUUCUCCAGUUUGAAGAAUUUUGUCAAGGCUUACCGCAGCUGGCGAGCCUCAGCCUGAAGCUCCACCCACAAACAGCCAUUGAGUUGGAGUCGACAGCGCUUCAGAGCCUAGGGAGAAACUGUCCACUGCUCGAGACGUUGCGCUUGAGGAUCUCGUUGCAUCUGCCAGAUUUACCGAUGCACAUCGAGCCUUUGCCGUUGCACCCAAUCGACGCCUUGUCUCAGAACCCGAUGGAUACGGAGAGAGCCCCACAAACGCCUUCGAUCACCAUCAACGACGACCAAAAAAAUGCCUCACUUCAGGUUGGACAUGUCACUGGGUCUAAGACACCUAGCGUGCCUCUUUUCCCUAACCUCCGACACUUCGCUCUCGCACGGCCCCAAUCCAUUCUUUCAAUCGCAGGGAAUAGUUACGCCGCAUCUUCAACCUCUCGGACAGGAUCCUUUGUGGACCCUCUUGUUGAACAGAGUCUCGUCGAGUCGUGGGCUCAACCACUCGCAGCUCACCUCCCUCGUCUUGAAGUAUUGGAGGCUUGGGGUGACUGGACAGGGCACGACAGCGAAACACUCAACUACUUCUUACCACUCGAGGAAGUGCUAGCGACAACAUGGGAGUUUCUGAGCGGUGUAGAGCAAGACCUAUGGGAUGAAGAAGACGUUGGCGAGGUCGACAGCGGCUCCGAAUGGAAAGAGAACCGUACAGACCGCUUCAGUAUGACAAGUGUAGACUGGGACUUGGCCAGCCUUGUGAAUGAAUUCAGGGCUGAGGAAGAUUUUGACAGCCGCCACUUUUUGGAUACCUACGAUGAGGAACCAGAGGACAUGGUUACACCCGUAAGAAUUCCCAACGAGGAAGACGCCUACUUUGGGAAUCCCAGCGCCAAGAUCACACCUGCUUCAGACGCUGCAAUAGUUACUCUUGGACCAGAGGCGGUUACUUGUUCAGUUUAGACACAGCUCACCAGGAGAAGAUACGUGAUGGAACGUGAUACUCUCAAGACGAUGAGGAAGCGACUGGUUUUCAGGACAAGUAUUUUUGGCUGUAUCUGAUCUAUGUGCGUUUAGGGUAAAUUUAGAGGUAAGGCCAAGAAGACGGGUUGACGUCAGAAUUGAAACUUAAUAGCACAGUCCAUCUUCGCUUGCUGAAAACGUUCGCUA
This is a messenger RNA of Exserohilum turcica Et28A, 2389 nucleotides long. RefSeq lists its product as uncharacterized. The transcript has a single exon. The coding region runs from base 98 to 2182 and encodes 694 amino acids. NCBI's taxonomy places the organism in Eukaryota, Fungi, Ascomycota, Dothideomycetes, Pleosporales, Pleosporaceae. The record is from RefSeq and is a predicted model, not a curated record.